Molecule: messenger RNA, 1056 nt
Organism: Dermacentor silvarum
Lineage: Eukaryota; Metazoa; Arthropoda; Arachnida; Ixodida; Ixodidae
Product: E3 ubiquitin-protein ligase Siah2
Exons: 4
Coding region: 246-932 (228 amino acids)
Biological process (GO): proteasome-mediated ubiquitin-dependent protein catabolic process; multicellular organism development
Cellular component (GO): cytoplasm
Molecular function (GO): ubiquitin protein ligase activity; zinc ion binding; ubiquitin conjugating enzyme binding
Source: RefSeq, a predicted model, not a curated record
GCUAUAGUGGCCGCCGCGGCAUGUGGGAAGCGUUCUCGAACGGGCAUCGCAGAGUUGCCGACGGAAAGCACCGAAUGACACAAGCAUAAACGCCGGGAGCGUCAGCGGCGUCGCGUCAGAUGCGCCAAGAGCAUAAAUACGUCUCCGAAGUUCGUUCAGCGUAAUCGUCGCCAGUUCUGGGUCAGGGACGCCGCAAGUAUUACCCCGGUCUUCCCACUGCAACGUUGAUUGCCGGUAAGGUUGCCAUGUUUCCCUGGGAGCCAGAGAGCCAAGACCUGAGGUGGCCUUGCAAGUACAGCAUCGAAGGCUGUCCUGCUAAACUCUCCCUCCGGUUCAAGUCCAUACACGAAAGAGUCUGCAAAUUCCGGCCGUGUCCUUGCGUGCUAGGUGCCACGUCAUGCACAUGGAACGGUCCACUCAAAGACGUCGCCACUCACAUUGCUCGGAAUCACAGCUUCAUACCAAAAUUUCAAGACGAGGACGUUGUGGCCACCGUGCCUGACUUUCAACGAGAGGAGGACUUCAGCUGGUUCGCUCUUCUGUCCUGCUUUCGCAAGGACUUCCUCUUGAUGCUCUUGAAGCGCAGGUGCCCCGAUGACGAAGACAAGUCAUGCUUCAUCGCCGAGGUACUGAUGAUAGGUCCUAGCAUCGAGACCGUGAACUUCGUUUACCGCCUCGAGUUUGUCGGCCAGCGCUCCCGUCUCAGGAUGGAGAGCAGGCCUGUGAGCGUGCACAGAAUUGCUGACAUUUCAGUGACCGGCGGCGGAGGCUUCCAGUUCGUAGCCGACAUCGUGCAACACUUCAGAGAUGGCAAGGACCUGAUCUUGAAUGUCAUCAUCUCAGAAUGCAACAAUGCCACCGAUUGGGAACAUUUAUGCAGGCCAGCUGACGGGGACGUAGCCGAGGAUAUCUGGGGAAGCCUUUCUGGUUAACAGCAGCAUCCGGGAAAUGACGUAAGCGUCAGCCUGAUUCCCUGCUAACGAAGACACUGCAGCAUUGACUCCUCGCGGUCCUUGUAACAGGCUACAAUUUAUGUCAAAUAAAUCCGAGUCGAUC